Cinara cedri is the source of this 13897-nucleotide messenger RNA. Lineage: Eukaryota; Metazoa; Arthropoda; Insecta; Hemiptera; Aphididae. The record is from the annotation of a GenBank genome assembly.
CGUCAACGCGUGCUGAUCGUGGUCGGGAGAAACGCGAACGCGGAGCGUGCGAGGUGACCGUCGUCGUCGAGUCGUAUACGAGCGCGCGCGCGCGCGCUAUAAUCGGAAAACGAAAUAUUUAUUUCUGUUAUCAAUCAACGCCGACCGCGGUUACUACCGCCGCUACGACCGCCACCACCACCACCGCCACUACUACUACUACUACUACUACUACAACUACAACUACUACUACUACCACUACUACUAUUGGUUAAUACUACUACUAGUAGUAGUAGUUGAUAUUACGCUACAGCUGUACUACACAACCGACGACACCGGUCAAACGCUGGUUACUCGUUAACACUGGUUUAUUAAUAAUAUUUUUUAUGUUUCGUUGCAGCAGAUAGAUAGAGAUAGAUACGACGGCUUUUACCACCCGCCCGCCGUCGUCCCCCGAACGAGUUUAUCUGCCGUCGCCAGUAGCGCGCGCGUUUAGCCGCCGUCCACCGGUUACCCCACACACGUAAUAAUACUCCGUGCCCCGUCGUCGUCGACCGCGGUACCGCGUGCGCGUAUUGGUAAACCGAAUAUUCGUCUGGUUAACCGAAAUCGUCUCCCGAGAACGUUGUGAAAAAAUAUUCCCAGUAUUCGGGGGAGGGGGAGGCGCACGCGCGCGCGCACACACCACUACCGUACGCGACACACACGCACAUAGACACGCAACACACGCACGCAUACGUACCCGCGUUCGAAUACGUAGGUACGCUACCACAGUCGCCUCGCAUAGUACACGGUACGCACAUACGCGCAGCGCACACGGACCGAUUCGCGCGAACCACGGCGGAACACCAGGCGCACGCGAAAACGUCGAAAACGUCGUCGGGAACGGUCAACGGUGUCAUUGAUGGGAAGUGGUGGUCGUCGGCCCGGGCAUCCGGAAAUCAGCCAAACUGGAACUGAUGGAAUUAGAAAACAUUGUGGCCAAUACCGUAUACCUCAAAGCGAGAGAAGGUAAAUACCAACGGAAACGACAAUAGGUACCUACGUAAAUAUUAUUGUACCGUCGCCUGACGGGCAGGUAACCUGUCGCGCGGUCUCCCUGUGGCUGGUUGUCCGGGAAUUCCCCGGCAAACGGGGUCCCGGUGUUCCCACGUUCCCCGCGGCGCUUGAUCCUUUCGGACUUUUCCGUCGGCCACCACCAACCCAAACACCCUACACCCGGCGUCUGCAGCACGACCCGACAAUCCGAAUACUGUGACCUAUAUUAUGUGCACCGUACACUGGUAUUUUUGCGUCUACAUGGCUGCGUCGUCGGUCGUAUAGCACUCGGGCGUUCAAUAUCAUGUUCGCUAACAAUAAAGUUUUCAUAAAAAUUUGUAAACGUUUCGUCAGAGACCUUCAACCUGCAAGGUCUCCUAUUGUUUUGACAAGUCCACACAAUGUUAUCGACGGAUUCGUUUCGUUACCUACCCCGAGGCGAUCGAGCACACCGACUGACUCGUCCACAACCCCGUUUCCGCUAUAGAUAUUCCCCGUGUUCCUCUGCACGCCACUCGUAUUGCCCCGACUUCAUUUACCUGCCCGGCACGAAACACUUUACCUACCUCUGGAAUCGGUUUAUUAUGUAGGUAGUUAUAGUUUUCAUUCAUUGUCUAGGUACUCUUGUCGUUUUACAUUGAUUAAAACCGAGAUUGAAACAUUUUUUUUUUUUUUUUUUUUUUUUCUAAUGGUAUACUCACCGAUUCGUUGCAAUCUGAUCGUAUGUACUUAACGAUUCGUACUACAAAAUGUAAAAUUGUAAUUUAAUUGUGUCGAUGAUAAUUAUAGUGAUUUUCGAUCUAGGCAUAUAUUACACACCUGCACCUGUAAUUAUUUAGCAUGUGUGAUUCGUUUUAUUUUAUUUUUUUUUUACACGGUCAUUUCUGAUUUAUUUAAACGCCGAUAUGAUGAUGAAGACAGACCAAAUAAUAACAAUAAUAUGUAGAUCAAAGCUAAUUUAUCCUUGAAGUCUUUAAGUUAGUAUUUUUUCAUACGCCGGUAAAUUAGUUCAAAUUUAACACUGUUACAUAACUAGUGUGUUCAACAAUAUUCCGAUUAAAUACAUUUAUAAAAUUACCUAGGUAUAACCUAUCGAGUACUGACAAUAUUUCCUUUUGGGAACAAAAAUAGUCCAAUAUUUAAAUCUAUUCAUCAGUGAUCACAAUAUGUAUUUAUUUUUUUAAAUAAUACAAUCGAAAAUUGAUUAUAUUUCAUUUGUCUAUAGUGACAGGCUUUUGUUUUACUUAAAUAACAUAUAAAAUGUAGGUGUAUUUAUUCACAGUAUACCUACUUAAAUUAUUCACCAUAAUAUUAUGUGGAGAAAAUGUGUAAUUAAGAUACUUGCUAUAAAGGUACCUCCGUUAUAUUAAUAUUAAAUUUGUUGAUAAUAUUAUGCACUCAAUAUGAAGUAGGUACCUGAUUAAAGUACGCUUUUUUCUAUAAUAUAGGUAGUAUAUUUGUCUAAUUAUUUAUUUGUACCUAACCUUACUAUGUUACCUGAUCCAAGUUUUAUUAUUUUUUCCUAACAAAUUAGUUGUGUUAGGUAGAUAUUUUUUUCCCAAUCCUACUCGGUUAUUUUUCUGGUUAACCGAAUAGUGAAAUACAGAGUUAUAUAUUAGUAAACGGUGUACUUGCUUAAGAAUCAAAUACUAUAAAAAACACCAUUGUCAAUUUAAAUUUAUUUCAAAGUUAUAAUAACAGAUUUGGUCCUAACCUAUUUAUAAAUCUUCAUAACUUGUAUCAUUAAAUUAGUUUGCUAUUUAAUUUGCAUAAAACAUUUAAAUUAUUGCAAAAUUGUAUAUACCUAUGUUGCUUGCAUGAUACUUUGAGUUUAAUUUAUAUAACUUUUGUUAUACCAUUAUUUAUGGGUACGCAAUUUAAGUACCUACCUAUGAGUUUUGAUGGUGACAUAGGAUAUUUAAUACUAUGAGUACAGUCGAUUAUAAUUACUAUUAUACACUUGUGUAUUUGUGUUUCACUAAAUAUUCAUAGAAGUGUAUUUAAAUAUUAAAUGUUAAACAACUUAUCUAAAACUGCGGCCAUUUAUUUUGACAUUAGAAACAAGUUCCUAUUAUAAACAAUAUUUAUCACAUUAAUUUGUCUUAACAUUUGCAAUUAUAAUGUAAUAAUUGUCUAUCAUAUAUUUAUAUCAGUUUCUCGGUAUUUUUUAUUAUUCAUAAUAUUGAUUAACCCAGAAAAGGAAAUUUAUUUUUUAUAAGUAGGUGUCUCCCUAGCUGCUUGUAAAAUAUAAUUUAAUUAUAGAUUAAUGUUCUAAUUUUUCAAAUAAUUCAAAUUUGAAAUGAUUGCUGGAAAUUGAUUUAUUUAAAUAUUUCUAGUUAUAUUUAACUAAGUAGGUGCUUAACUGAAACUUAUCUCUGUAGUAAAGAUCAUUUGUAAAUUGUCAGUUUAUUUCUGAGCAAUACCUAUAAUUAUUUUUCGUAAAGAUAUAUUAUAUAAUCUAACGUUUAAAUAUAAUUUUUAUUGAUAUUGAUAUUGAAUAUCUAAAUACAAAGUAUUGAGCUCGAUUCAGUGUUAAUGUAGUAAUACAACUACAACAAUAAUGAGCUCGUGCAUGUACCUAAUGUUGUACCUAUCUGUGAAAGAAUAGGAGGUUAUAGUAGGUAUAUAAUUUAGUAUAUUAUUAUUUGUUCAAUUCAAACAAUAAUCUUUAAAUUCCAUUCAUUGUCUAUUUUAUAGGUUGCCAUUUGUAAGUUUUUUUAAUGACUAUCAAUCGCCAAACAGUAAAAUGAAAAUAUUGAAUCCUCAUAAUGUGUACCUGUAUAGAUAGUAAUAAGUUAAAUAUAAUUUUCACUUAAAUAUAUCUUAUGUUGAAAUCUAUUUUUAAUUAAAAAUUGUUUAAUGUAUAUUUUUUUCCAGUAGAAAUCUAGUAUUUUGUCUUCUAGUUCAGUGGUUCUCAACCGAUGUAUUACUGUGAUGUGUGUCGCCAAAAAAAAAUUGUUUAUUUAUGGUUUUUUAUACUUUAUAGUUUUUACUAUACCUUUAGAAAGUAUAAAUAUAUGAUAUUAUCAUUAAGGUAUGGUAAAACCCACAGAUAAGAAAAACUAAAAAAUUUAAUAGGUAUGUCCUCAGUUGUGUUUAUCAUUUGUAUGGAUCUAAAUUAGGGUGUCAUUAUACAGAAAAGGUUGAGAACCACUGUUUCAGCCAGUGUAUCUUUAAUUUAAGACUUCUAGUUAUUAUAGAAUAGUUACGUAUCUAGUUAAAAUUUAAUACAAAUAUCCCAUAUGGCCGUGAUUUUUAAUUUUUGAUCAAAACCAUUAAUCUAAUGUUGUAAUUUGAUUUUAGGUGGUACAGAUAGCAAUAAAGGAAAAAGUAAAAAAUGGAAAAAAAUUUUACAAUUCCCACAUAUAUCUCAGUGUGUUGAUUUAAAACCACUUUUAGGUGAGUUUCAAGGUUGGAUUAUAAUUGCUGUACACAUAUAUGAUUAUUUAAAUAUUUUAAUUUAAGUAAUCCUUUCUUUAAAUAUAUAUUUUGAUUUUUUAGAUAUGAAAUACAGCUAUAUUAUAGAUCAACAGCCAAUCGGUCGGUUACUCUUUCUUCAAUUUUGUGAAGAAGAACGACAAGAAUUUCAUCGCUACAAUGUAUUUUUAGAUUCUAUUGUAAGUUUAAGAGAACAAAUAUUAAUUAAUUUUUGCAAUGCUUAUAAAAAAUAUUUGGUAAUAUUUAUUUUAUUGUCAACAGGAAAAAUAUGAAAUAGAAUCUGAUGAAAAUAGAUUAGAACUAGCAAAAAUACUUUAUGAUAGAUAUAUAAGAAGAGAUGUAAAUAUUCAAACAAUUUGUAUUAGUCAAUUUUUAGUAUUACAUUACACAAUAUUACAAAUUAACUGUUUUUGGUAUUAGGCAGUGAAUGCAGUGGACGUAUUAAAUGACGACAUGAUAGUCAGAUGUCGGCACCAGUUAGACUCUGCUCACAGAGAGUUAUUUACUGAUUGCUCAACUGCCGUGAAAUCAUUUUUAGCCGGCCGCCCAUUUAGUUUGUUUGAAUCUUCAAUGUAUUUCCAUAGAUUUUUACAAUGGAAAUGGUUAGAAAGGUGUGUAUGUAAUUCAAUUUUUAUAAUAGUAUGAAAGCCAAAGUAAUAUAGUCUAAAUUUAAACUGAAUCAACAUUUUUUUUUCUGUUUCAGGCAACCCGUUACAUACAAAACAUUCCGCAUGUAUAGAGUUCUUGGUAAAGGUGGUUUUGGAGAAGUUUGUGCCUGUCAAGUGCGAGCUACCGGUAAGAUGUAUGCUUGUAAAAAAUUGGAAAAGAAACGUAUUAAAAAACGAAAAGGUGAAGCAAUGGUUUUAAUUGAAAAACAAAUUUUACAAAAAAUUAAUUCUAAAUUUGUGGUAUGUUGAUAUUUAUUUAAGUACUUUUUUUUUUAAGUUGACAUUUAAUGUGGUUAUCUAAUUUAUUUUAUCUGAUUUUUUAGGUUAGUUUAGCGUAUGCAUAUGAAACAAAAGAUGCGUUAUGUUUAGUAUUAACUAUUAUGAACGGUGGAGAUUUAAAAUUUCAUAUUUACAAUAUGGGCUCAGAACCAGGUUUUGAUAUUUCAAGAUCACGAUUCUAUGCUGCUGAAGUAAUUUUAAAUUUUAUUUAUAGAUUUAAAUUAAAUUUUAGUAUUAUUAUGCAGUAGGUAGUAAUAAUUCAAUUUUUAAUUUAUUAGCAAAUAUUAAAUUUUCCGCAAUUUUAUCAGUUAUUUAAAUACCUUUGGUUUUGUUGUCACUAAAUACUAUAAAAUACAAAAUUAAAUAUUGUUUUAUACAUUUGAAAAUAUACUAUUCGUUUUUUAAUAGCCAUAUGUAGGUAAUUUUUAAAAAAAAAGAGACUAUUAAACAUUUUAAAAUCAGUUUGAUAUAUUUUUCUAAAUUUAACAUUGGUAAAUAAUUUUUUUAUAACAAUAUUAUAGUUAAACAAUUUUUAUUUGUAUCAAUAUAUUUAUUUAUUUUGUGUUUCAUGGCAAUUGUGUUAAUAUAGGUGUUGUGUGGAUUAGAGCAUUUACACGUUCAAGGUAUAGUAUACAGGGAUUGUAAACCUGAAAAUAUACUUUUGGAUGAUGCAGGACAUGUCCGUAUAUCUGAUUUGGGCUUAGCAAUGGAAAUACCAGAAGGGGAAACGGUCAGAGGAAGAGUGGGGACUGUUGGUUACAUGGGUAAAUAUACAAAUUAGUAUUAUAAUGUAACCAUUGUGUUUUUAUUCUUAAUUCAAAUAUUAAUUAUCACUAUAUUACAGCACCAGAAGUAAUUGAUAAUGAAAAAUAUACGUAUAGCACUGAUUGGUUUAGCUUUGGGUGUUUAGUAUUUGAAAUGAUUGAAGGUCAAGCUCCAUUUCGAGCACGGAAGGAAAAAGUAAGAAUAAAUUUACGAAUUAGUUGUUUAGAUAAUGUACUUAAAUUUUUUAAUCAAAUACUUAACAUUGUGUUCUUAUAUUUUAUGUAAAGUUUGAUAAUAACAAUUUUGAAUGUAUUUAAUGAAUAAACAAAUUAACCAAUUAUUAAAGUAUACAAUAAUUAUUAAAUAAUAAAAUAAUAAAUUAAAAACAAAAUUAUUAAACGGUGAGUUACGUUUUACUUUUUACCUGAAGAUGAAUUUUUAAUUUGAAACCAGUCGUACAAUACAAAUUUCAUAAAACUCCAGGUGACACGUUUAUUUUUUUAUAUUAUUAUUAUUAUUAUUAUUUCACAGUAAAAUUAAAUUUUUAUUGAAACUUUUGGCUGUAUUUAUUUAUUAUGGAAAAUACAUUCAUUACUUACUGAACUUGGAUAUAUGUAGUACUAUUAAAAAAAUUGUUAUAUUAUAACUACUGGACAACUAUAUAAAACCCUACCCAAACUGACAUGAAUUAAAGAAUAAUAUUGUAUUCACAUGCGUGUCAUUGUGUUCACUAUGUUUUAUAAUUUUUGUUUAUUUACAAACAUAAUUUAUUAGAUUUGGUUUAGUAUAACGUAAUGUACAAAUUAAUUUUAUAUAAAUAUUUAAUUAUUGUUUUAAAACAGAAUCGUAGUAUCAAUGAAACAUUUUAAAUAAAUCAAAUAUAAAACCCUCAGUGAAAUCCCUAUCUAAAACAAUAUGGGCAAGAAAUCAAAAAUAAUAUUAUUCUUGGUUUGCGUAGAUUUCAGUUUUAUUUAAUUACAACACACAAAUUUUUGCUCUUCUUCUGUCUAAAAUAUUUUAUUUGUAUUGUAGAUGGUUUUAUACUCUGUAUAGAAAGUCUGUUUUAAGUGUUUUAACAAAAUUAUAUUAUAAUAUAUAUAUAUUUUUGUUGGCAUCAAAAAUAAAUAUAUAUAUAAUACCCAGUUAAUGUGUAAAUUUAACUUAACCAGUCUUUCGACUGUUUAGUCUGGCAAUAUUACAUAUUAUCUGGAUUACGUAAACAAUACCUGCAGUAUUUUCUUCUGCCAGUUAUACGUAAACGUAUUAUAUAUAUAUAUAAAUCCAUUUUAUUUAUUUACAUUUCAAUACCUAAUUUAAAAUGUAUUAAUAGCUAUAUAUAUAUAUAUUAUGUUUAUUAGGUUAAACGUGAAGUAGUUGAUCGAAGAGUAAAAGAAGAACAAGAAAAAUAUUCACAUAAAUUUACUGAAGAAGCUAAACUACUGUGUAAACAAGUAUGAAUCCCAAUAACAACUAUAUUAAAUCUUUGCUAACUCGAAAUUAAUUACAUUAAAAAUACAUUUUUACAUUGCUUUUAUUUAUUACCAGCUUUCCUGUAAGGUUAUUUUGUCUAUGUCAGUAUUGAAGGACAAAAAAAAAAAAAUUAAUAAUAAAUAAAAACCAUAUUUUUAUCCCUGUUUCCAUCAUUGCAUUUAACCUUUUUUGCCUAUAAAUGUUUAAAAAUGCAUUUUCUUGCCUGUGAACUGCUGUUUCACUCAGCUUUGCCUGUGCAUAGUAUUAAAUGGUUUCUAAGAUUUGCUGUUACCAAUAUUUUGUUUGUAGUGGUUUUGUACUAAAGCAAUAAGUCCAAUUAAGUAAUGCAUUUAUAAGGGCCUACUGACAACAUAUUUAUUAUUAUUUUUUACCGUUUUAACUAAAAAUUCCUUAGUCAGACUAUUAACACUUUUACUAAAUCUUUUAACAGUUAUAAAAGCCAUACAGCAACACAAUAUGAAUUCAAUAAGUGUUUUAGUUUAUGCGUACAAAUCAAUAUUAUUUAAUCAAAGGUUUAUUGCUAUUUAAAAAAUAAUAUUGCUUCAGUAAAAAUAAUUAUAAUACUUAAAAUUUUGCAAAAUUAAUACAUAUUAUAAAGUCUGAAAAAUAAUAAGAUUUAAUUUUGAUAAAUUGAUUAUGAGAUCGCUAAUUUAAAGAAUCUGUCUGCGCAAAAGAAAAAAAAAAGGAUACAUUGACAUUAUAAACUAUACUACCAUACCAAACAAUUUUUUUAAAAGACUUAAUAUUUUAUGUAUAUUGUGAUUUGUAAUAAUUUAAAUUUAAAAAUAAUUAUAUUGUAGAAUAUAAUUUUUUUUUAAAUUAUGAUAAACUAUACACAUUACAUAUUAAAACACAUACAUAUUGGUUAACAUUCUUUAUUUUUUUUUUGUAGCUUUUGAAAAAAAACCCAAAAUCAAGGCUUGGUUGUCAUUGUGGUCGUUACGGCGCGAGAGAAGUCAAACAACACGAAUUUUUCAAAACUAUGAAUUGGAAAAGACUGGAAGCUGGUGUAGAAGAUCCUCCUUUUAUUCCAGAUGUAUGUUUUGUUACUAUAUGUUUAACUUUACUAAAAUACUGUAUUCCUUAUAACUGUUAAUUUCCUAUUUCAGCCCCACGCUGUGUAUGCCAAGGAUGUAUUAGAUAUAGAGCAAUUUUCCACUGUUAAAGGAGUUAAUUUAGAUGCCACGGACGAUACAUUUUAUACAAAAUUUAAUACAGGCUCUGUGUCUAUACCAUGGCAAAAUGAAGUAUGUGUUGGGUACAGAUAUUUAUAAGACUAACUACUUACUUGUAAUUUACAAUAUCAUUACUUUUAUUUUAGAUGAUCGAAACUGGCUGUUAUAAAGAACUCAAUGUAUUUGGGCCAAACAAAUCAAGAUCACCAGAUUUAGUUUUAGAUUUAACGCCAGAACCUGAAAAAACUGGUUGUUUUCCAUUUAGUAGAAGAGUAAGUUUUGUGUAUUACUGAUUACUAUUUUAUUUUCUUAUUAUCUUCAUUCUCUUAGUUCAAUUAACUUGUGUUAGGAAUUUAAAAACAGAAAAAAAUUAAUUUAUUUUCUUUUUAUGUUCAUUAUAAUUGUUGUUUAAAGUAUAUUUUACCAAAAAACAAGUUUUUUUUAUACAUAAUCAGUAAAAACAGUUUACAAACCAGCAUUUUGCAUUUUAAGUUUCUUCUUACUGGUUUAAAUUGUAUACUUACUGGUGUGUAACUUAGAAUUUAUAAUCUAAACAUGUUUUCCAAUAUUAUGUCAUUGGUUGAUUCUCAAAUAUAAAUAUAUAUUUUUUUAAGUUAUUAGGGUUUACAACAAAAACACACUUUAUUCAUGUAUGCAACACAAGAUCUCAAAUAGUUAUAAUAUAAAUUGUGUAUGAAUAUUCGUAUUAAUCACUAUGAUGUAUUUUUUGGUUUGCAAAAAGGCAUAAGUCAUAUAUGACUUAAACCAUUUUAAAUGCUAUAAUUAGGUCUAAUAAACAAUUAUGAAAGGAGCAGUAUUAGUCAUGUUUUUCCCCUUGUUGCCAAGCUAAUUUAAAAAUAAAAUAAAAAACUAUAACUGCUAAAAAUUUCAAUUAAUGUUUUUAAUUAAUAAUGCAAUCAGGAAAAUUAUUUGUAUUGUUUUAAAGCUCUUUCACUAAAAGCCACCAGAGCAGUACCAUUAAAAAAACAUUUCCAUUAUUCAUGCUUCUAGAAGGCUUCUGUGUUUCGAUGUAGGUUAUAACAUACCAUAGGUAAACUGAAAUUAAAAAUUUAGUUCAGUUCCAAAAUGGAAGUUGAAAAGCUAGCAUGUGUAGCCAUAUCUGUAUAGUCGUAUUGUACAUAAACGAAAAAGAAAUAGAAAGUUUUGGGUACAACUACUACUGUCUGAAUACUCUCUUCUAGCAGAGAUCUAUAUUUCCAAUUGAUUUUCAAUUUCUAUAAUGAACUUUUCUAAGUCAAAGUGGCUAUCCACGUUAAAGAAUAUUGACAAAGUAAUCAAAAAACGUCAACACAUGCCACUGGCAGUGAUUCAAAGAAUGUGCAUUUUAAAAUUACAAUAAUAUAAAUUUAAAUGGUUCAACAUGUCUGGUUGCGCAAACUUCUAUGAGUGGCACGACCAACUUAGUGGUGUUCUGGUGGCUUUGUGUGAAAGAGCUCUUAAAGGUAUCACAUGAAAAGUUUCAUUCAAAAGUUUUAUCAUUUUUACUAACCAAAAAAAUGUUUUCCAAAAAAAAAAAAACAUAAUUGUAAAACAAAUAACUUCUUUGCUGCAUUUAGAAUUAAAUAAUUAUACUUUUUAUAUCAUACUCCAUGUUUUUAAACCUACCUCAUAGUCACAAUAUUAAUCAAGACUGUUAGGUUUGGUUUCUGUUUAUAAUUAUUUACAGUUUAGCUUUGUAACAAUAUGUAUUAUUUAAGUUGUAGGUUGCAUUAUUAAUUUAUUAUGUGAAGUACGGAUUAGGUACUGGGAAUUAAAGGGCCAUUAUCCUAAACAUGUUAUUACUAAAAUUAAAAUGUUCACAAAUUAAGAAAAACUAUCAACAUAUAUUAUACUUUUAAUAUGUUUAUUCAUAUGUUAAAAAUGAAAAAAAAAAAAUUGACGCUUUCAAAAUAUGUUUUAAAUUUAAAAAGAUUUUUCUGGUCAAAAUGUGGUAUUGCCGCACAUUUCGAAUUAAGUAAACUAUUAUAUACUAUAUUACAAGUAAUAUUUUUAUGUACAAUAUUGUUCUAUCUUUAUAACAAUACUGCAAUACUGCGGUUUUAUUUGAAUAUUGCCAUAGCACAGUUUUGCUUGUUACAAAAAUAGGCGAUAAUACGUUUAAAUUGAAUAACAAUUUGUAUUUCUACAAAUUAUCAAUGUAAAAAGGGAUUCUAUGUUGGAUUUAAAUUCCUUGUAUUUAUAUUUUUUUUUUAUACAUUUGAGGAUUGAAGUUUUAUCUCGAUUUUAAAAUUUUUGGUAACACCAUGUUUCUGAUUUAUACCUUUCAAUUUUUAAAUUUAAUUUACUUGUGUUGAAAACUAUACAAAGUUGACUUUAUUCCUUCUUUCCUGGGAUCAAAGAUAUUAUAGUCAUGGUAGUAUCUAUUUUGGGGCAUGUUUCAUUUUUUCAAGUGUUUAUUUUCAUUUACAGUUUCUCUCAAAAGAUUGAUCUAAUAUUUUCACUUUAUGAUUAUCAAUGUUAACGCAUGUGUUCUUUAAAACUUAAAAAAUAAAAAUAUGCAUUAUUAAUCCUAAAUUAGGAAUUAAAAUUAACUUAAUAUACAUUAUUUUUAAAGAACUACCAUUCACCACUAGUUUUUUUUUUUUUAUUGACCUAACAUAAGUAUAAUAUUUAAAAAAAAUUGUUUAUAUGUAAUUAUCUGAUUUUAUUUUAACUUUAUGAUAGUAUCACUAUAUUGUAUAUUGCUUAUAUCUAACCUAUUAUGCCAGUUAUUAUGUAUAUUCUUAAAGUCUGCUCUGUUUUACUUUAUGUUUUAAAGAAAUAUUGUAAAAUUUUAUUUGUAAUUUGAUAAAAUAAAUAACCAGUUUCUUUGAAACAUUUCUCAAAACGUAAUAUUAAUUAAGGUGAUUGGGUACUAAUCCAAUAAUAUUAAUAUUGUCUUGCUUUGUCCAACCAUUCAGAGAAUAGUAAUUUAGACAAAUUUGUCUAUGAUAAUUUAGAAAAAUUUAGUGAAGAGCUUAAAAUUCUGAAAAGAAUUUAGAAUUCAACAUGAAAUGUACAUGUCAGGUCGUUUUUUCAAUUUAUUUUCAUCGUUGUUAUUUAAAUAUUCAAAUCAAAUUUUUCACAUUUAAAUGACACUAAUAUUUAUGUAUUAUAUUAUUGUUUUAGAAAACACAGUCAGCCAGAUCAAAGCCAGUUCCUAUUAAGGAUCAAUGUUUUCUUAAUAAACAGAAUAGAAUUACUGACGAAAUCCAAAGUUGAUGGAAUAUUUUAUAUUUAUAUAGUCUUAAGUGAUUUAAAACACAUUAUUGUUAUUCUUACAAAAUAACCUCCAUUUUUCCCUAAAAUGUAAAAAUCAAUUUAAAUCUCUUUGUUAUGAUAUAUUUUCUUACAAAAUGUUUAAGUAACAAAUCUUUUGUUUGAAAUUUAUGACUAAGAAAAAAAAAACAAUGAAAAAUAUAAAUUUUUACAAUAAUUUCUUUGAAAACAAGGUUAACAUUUUUUUUCUAUUAUUAUACGAUUAAAAUUAAAUAAUUACAUUUAUUUUUCAUUGUUUUGUUUUUUUUUUUUUGUCUACAAAUUUACAAAUUUGGACAUGUCAGUCAUCUAAAAUUCGACUUGCAUUACAAUAUUUUGAUACAUCAAACUCAUAAACUGUGAAAUCUAUUUUUAAUAUGUUCAUGUGAUACAAUUUACUUGUCGUUUUAUGUGUUUUAUGUAUACUAAUAUUUGUAACUAGAGUCAGACCCGAUAACUUAUAAGGACGAUAAAAAAUAGUGUUUUAAAUAGUCUAUGACAUAAUUAUUACUUUGGCUGUUAUCGUAAAAGUGAUAUUGUUGAUUUGAUUUUAUUUUUAGGUUUUUAAAUGUUGUUAAAUCAGACUAAAGAAAAAAAAAACACGCAUAAAGUAAGGUCGGGCAAUUGGAAUACUUUUAAUCUACUUAAAUGCAACAAAAAUGUUAUUUUCUUUGUCUUCCUUUUUUAUUUUCUAGUUUAUUAUUUUUAACACCUUUUUCAAAACGUAAUUGUAAUAUUACUGUUAAUAAUCGGUUUUUAAAAAGUACAAAUUCGAUGAAAACGUUAUUCCUGUUAUAUUGUAACAUUAAAGUUGUACCGUGACCGUAAGAUUUUCUUUUUAAACGGUCAAAUUAUUAAGGUAUUCACUUAUCUACAUGAUUAUUUAUUAAUAUUGGUCAUUCGUUCUGUAUAGUUACACUUCUUUUGGUCUUCCAUGAAUAAGUGAUUAUGAGUUUUGUUAAUUUUAAUUUUUUUUUUUUUUUGUGAAAUCACAUUUGUUUAAAGAAUAUUAGUUUAUUAUUGAAAAUCAUAGUGAUUAGCCCUUUUUGAUUAUAAUGAUUUUUAAGAUUUAAGGCACAUGUAGUAACAAAAAAAAAAAAAACGCAAUAAAAACAAAAAUAUACCUCUAACACAGGCAGCUAAUUAUGAAAAUUAAUGUAUUGCUAAAUCUUGCCACGUAAUAUAUAAUAUAUUCUAAAAAGAAAAUAAAGAAACCUUGCCUGAAUGUUGGUAAUAAUGAUUAUAUUACCCAACCCAUCAACUUAAAUUUAUCUAGUUAAUUUUUUUUUUUUUAAUAAAUAUUUUAAUUAAUUAGACAUUUAAGUAACAUAUUAUUAUUUUUAUUAUUAUUAUUAUUAUUAUUAUUAUUAUUAUAAAAUAUAAUAUAUUAUAUAUUAUAAUAUGUGUGUGUGUAUUAUAUAUCAUAUUAUAUUAUGUUCUUCAAUGAUACAGUUUGAUUAAUGUAUUACAUGAGAAUUUAUUAAUAUUAUUUAAUUAUUAUCUAUUUGUAGGUACAUUAUAUUAUAAUUGUAUGUAAUGUAUUUGAAAAUCAAUUUUUCGAAUGACUGAAGUAGUUACUGCUAGUAUAGCAUUUAUAUAAAUCAUUUUAUACAAUUUAUUUUCUACAUAAAAGAAGAAGAAUAAAAAAAAUUAUAAAAAUAAAGGUCCCCCCUAGUCCUCGUAACAAUAUUACCAUAUAUUAUAAUGUUAUAUAUUGUGAUUUUUUUUUCACCACUCCAAAUUGUGAUUGAAAAAUCUUCACCACAAACUGUAUUAGUUUAUUAUUAUUAUUAUUAUUAUUAUUAU